Molecule: messenger RNA, 3862 nt
Organism: Aspergillus candidus
Lineage: Eukaryota; Fungi; Ascomycota; Eurotiomycetes; Eurotiales; Aspergillaceae
Product: DNA-dependent ATPase RAD26
Exons: 3
Coding region: 238-3861 (1207 amino acids)
Biological process (GO): transcription-coupled nucleotide-excision repair
Cellular component (GO): nucleus
Molecular function (GO): ATP binding; ATP-dependent chromatin remodeler activity
Source: RefSeq, a predicted model, not a curated record
GUGAAAGGAAGCCCACCAACGUGGAUGUAUUCAGGCUUGAAGCAUCAACAAUGACGUCACUUUACAAACCAGACAAACAACCCAGUCAAGUCACCUGACCGCCCCAGGCGGCGACAGGCCGAGUCAUCCAUCGUUCAGGACGGAUUACAGCCUCACCAUCGCUCCGGGUAUCCCAGUUUCUGACGCUGUCUGAGGGAUUUCCCUUCAAACAAUCAAUUUCAUAGUUUGAGAAGGAUCAUGGAGGAAGAGCGCGACCCCCAGAGUGAGGACCAGGCGCCUCAGCAAGGGCCGCAGGUCGACACAGCCGAUCGCCCCGAUACAGGCCAAUCAGAGGCGCCAGAAUCUACUGCAAAUGAAUCCAUUCCCGCCGCGAGAGACGAGGCCAGCCGUCUCAGGGAGCUGCAUACCGACAUCCGUGACCAAGAUGAUCUCGAGAGGGAUAUCUCCUAUCAGGCGGAUAAACUGCUCAUGGAGCAGGCCGACCAGCGGGAUCACAAGCGACUAGAAAAGACCGUUCUUGAGAAAAAGAAAUUGGAAUCACAAAUCCUGAGACUACACCAACGUCUCUCCCAACCGGUGGGGACGUCAGCCCGGACUCGUAUACAAAAUGAUCUAGAAAGGCUAGAGGCGCGCAACGAGGAGUUGACAGGUGACCUCAAAGACAUUCAAGACCGCAUCGACGGGAGGCAGCGCGAUCAAGAGACUGGCACCCAGGCCACCGGCUCGGGGCGAAUGCCUCAUGAAUCGCGUCGCGACUAUCUCAUUCGGACGGGAAAGAUUACGCCGUUUUCGCAAAUGAGGACCGGUACCAGCGAUGGUCCUCUUGCCAGUCUUCGUGACACUCUCAUUGACGUCGAAGAUGAGCGCGAUGAAAAUGAGGCACUUCAGGAGUUGGAGAAGCGGCCGACGGUUUCUCAUCGAAACCUUGUUCGUCCUGGGUUUGGGUUCGAUGAAGCGAGUGAGUCAAAGACGACGGAAAGUGCGGCUCGCCCCACGAAGCGACGCAGACUGCAGGAGGACAGCGCCGCAACAGCCUCUAUUGGGGAACGAGAAGACUCGGAGAAAGAUGUAGGACCUCUUCCCGAAGAAGCGCCUUCAGAUCAUGGGUCAGAAAGCUACGUGGAAUCGGAAGGUCAAAUUUCCGAAGACGAAGAAUUUGAACCCGAAGAGACGAGAGAACGGCCUGUUGCACGAAGCAAAACCAAGAAAGCCGUGGACGACUUGGAAGAUUUCAGCGGCGUAGAUGACGGGAACGAAAAGGGUUACCAAGCAAGGCUUCAAGGAUGGGUCAGUUCCCGGAGCGCAGCUCGGGAGCGUGUGUUGGCGGAGCAGAGGCCAGCCGGGGAUGGCGCUGAGCAGAUGGACGACAACGCGUCCGAAGAAUGGUUCAAGCCCCAUCCCACCGUGCCGGAUUUAGACCUCGACAACGGAUUUCGCCUACCCGGCGAUGUACACCCCCUUCUGUUUGACUAUCAGAAGACGGGCGUUCAGUGGCUGUGGGAAUUGCACCAACAGCAAGUAGGAGGGAUCAUCGGAGAUGAGAUGGGCCUCGGCAAAACGAUUCAAGUCAUCGGGUUUCUCGCCGGCCUCCAUUACAGUGGGAAGCUCUCGAAACCGGUCAUCGUGGUGUGUCCCGCCACCGUCAUGAAACAAUGGGUCAAUGAAUUCCACCGCUGGUGGCCGGCGUUCCGCGUGUCUAUCCUCCACACCUCCGGUAGUGGGAUGGUUAACAUUCGCAACGAGAGCAGGCGAGAAGAUGCGUUGUUAUACGAGCAGUGGAACUCUGCUGGCUCGCGUGGGAUGUCCAGUGGAUUGAGAGCUGGCAGAAGAGUCGUGAAACGAGUGGUGGAAGAAGGUCAUGUUCUGGUAACUACCUACUCUGGUUUACAGACAUACGCGCCUCUUUUGAUCCCAAUAGAAUGGGGAUGUGCUGUUUUGGAUGAAGGCCACAAAAUUCGCAAUCCAAACACCUCCAUUACAAUACACUGCAAGGAGCUGCGGACCCCGCAUCGCGUCAUCCUGUCAGGAACGCCGAUGCAGAACAAUCUGACAGAGCUCUGGUCGCUGUUCGAUUUUGUGUAUCCUAUGCGUCUGGGGACGCUGAUCAACUUCCGAAACCAGUUCGAGUUCCCUAUCCGCCAAGGUGGAUACGCCAACGCUUCCAACCUGCAGGUGCAGACUGCAGCCAAGUGUGCAGAGACGCUGAAAGAUGCGAUCAGCCCUUAUCUUUUGCAGAGGUUCAAGAUCGAUGUGGCGGCGGAUCUUCCCAAAAAGAGCGAACAAGUGCUUUUCUGCAAACUGACCAAGAUACAAAGACAGGCGUACACCGCGUUUCUGGGCUCAGAGGAGAUGCAGUCUAUCCUCAGGGGACGCAGGCAAGUUCUGUACGGAGUUGAUAUCUUACGGAAAAUCUGCAACCAUCCCGAUCUUCAAGGUCACAAACUGCAGUCAGCCCAAACCAACUACGGCAGUGGCUCCAAAUCUGGCAAGAUGCAGGUCGUUAAGUCGCUUUUGGAACUCUGGAGAGAAACGGGUCAUAAGACGUUGCUGUUUGCGCAGCAUCGGAUCAUGCUGGAUAUCCUGGAAAAGUUCAUUAGGGGGCUAUCUGGGUUCAAAUACCGUCGAAUGGAUGGCACCACGCCCAUUCACCAACGGCAGUCUAUGGUGGACGAAUUCAAUAACGAUCCAGACAUCCAUGUCUUCUUACUUACUACGAAGGUAGGGGGAUUGGGCGUCAACCUCACCGGCGCGGACAGAGUCAUCAUCUAUGACCCCGACUGGAAUCCCUCCACGGACAUCCAAGCUCGAGAACGUGCUUGGCGGCUUGGACAGAAACGUGAAGUCACCAUCUACCGGUUGAUGACGGCCGGGACCAUUGAAGAGAAGAUUUACCACCGGCAAAUCUUCAAACAGUUCCUCACCAACAAGAUCCUCAAGGACCCUAAGCAACGCCAGACAUUCCAAUUAAGCGAUAUGCACGACCUAUUCUCCCUCGGAGAAGAUUCCCAAGGCGCAACGGAAACCAGCAAAAUCUUCAAAGACGUCGAAGUUACCUACGACGACAAUAAGAACGACACCACCGCCCAACCCGACGCAUCAGCCGCCCAAGACGAGAAGAAAGACAUCAGCAAAGUAGUAGGCGUCUCCUCAAUGGAGCAAUUCCAAGGCGACCCAGACCAGUCAAACAACCAAGAUUUAACCAACCCAGACGACAAAUCCGAGUCUCGAAUCAUGGAAGGCAUCUUCUCCCGCUCAGGAGUCCACUCCGCCCUCGAGCACGACCAAAUCAUCGGCGGCAAGCGCGUCGUCAAAGCCGACCCCAAGAUCAUCGAAGCAGAAGCCAAACGCGUAGCCGCCGAAGCAGCGGACGAACUCCGGCGCGCAAGCGAAGCCGCACGCUCCGUCCCCAUCGGCACCCCAACAUGGACAGGCCAGUUCGGUCUUGCUGGCCGCCCUGAAGACCACCGCCGCCUCCCCACCAGCGCACCCUUUGGCGGCGGGCGCGGGGGCAGCAGCGCUGCCCGACGAGCUGGCGCGGGUCCGUCCUCGGCUAGCCUUCUUGCGAAUCUGUCUGCGCGCACGCCGACGCCGUCGUCGUCGCGAAGUGGAAGUAAUAGCCCUGCGCCGGCUAGGACGCCUAGCGGGAUGGACUUCAUCACGUUGAUUCGCGAUUUCAUUAUGAAUCAUGGUGGGGCUGUUUUCACGCAGAACCUCAUUGACCACUUUAACCGCUAUUGCACGACGCCGCAGCGGUCUGCUGAGUUCAAGGAGAUGCUGAAGACGAUUGCCGUGCUGCAGAAGGGGGGGCGCAAUGGGAGGGGGAGGUGGGUAUUGAAGCCGGAGUAUGCGAAACGGACGUAGC